This is a messenger RNA of Lactuca saligna, 2409 nucleotides long. Lineage: Eukaryota; Viridiplantae; Streptophyta; Magnoliopsida; Asterales; Asteraceae. The record is from the annotation of a GenBank genome assembly.
AUGGUGGCAAAACUGGAAUCUGAGGUCAGGAUUUUGACAGUGGAGAAACAAAAAAUUGAAAGUGCACUGAAGGGUGAUUUGGUAGGGGUAGAGAGCAAACUGUGGUGUGUAGAGCUCCAGGUGAGUGAUUUGCAGAGCCAAGUGAAGCAUCUUGAGGAAGCUGUUUUGGCAUCAGAUGGGCGAUUGAUUUGUUUGGAAAACGAUAAGUUGGUGUUUUCGGAGGAGCUUGAUCGGAAAAUCAACCAUAGACAAAGGAGAACUGUAUCAUCCAAAUGUUCAGAUUUGAUUCCUAAAAAAGGAGAAAUUGUGUCAACUAUAGAUGAAAGAAUUGAAAUGUAUCGAACAUAUGGAAAAGCUGCUGGUUUUGGAAUUAGAUUAGGAUCCACAACUACAUAUGGUGACUACAGUCUAAGAAAAAAACAUGUAAGAUGCAACAGAUAUGGACAACCAAGAAAAAAAUCCAUUGAUACUCUUACAUCUAAACGACUGAAAAAGCAGGAAAGAAAAUCAUAUUCAAAAGUUACAGGAUGUAUGGCGAUGAUUGGUUUUGAUAGAGAUUAUAAAACAAAUACUAUUACUGUAUAUGCAUUUGAAGAAGCACACAACCAUCCACUUACUGAAUUUAAUGAAGAAACUUCAACUCUCAACAUUGGUGCAACUAAAGCACACAAGAUACGAGCAUCAUUAAAAGGAGGAUAUGAUCAUUUUCCAGCAACAAAGAAUGAUUUCAAGAACUUUUGGAGAGAUUAUACCAAUAUUGUUGGACCCAAUGAUGCUCAAUGUGUUGUAGACCAGUUGAUAAUUCGCAGGGAUAAUUAUCCAAAUUUCCAUUUUGAAUAUAAGUUAAAUGAUGAGGAACUAAGUGCUAUGUUUUGGGUUGAUGAAACAGGAAAAGAAAACUACUCUAAGUUUUCAGAUGUUAUUUCAAUGGAUGCAACGUACAGAACAAACAGGUACAAUAUGAUAUUUGUUCCUUUCACUGCUAUUAACAACCAUGAGAAGACAAUCAAUGUUGGAGCAGGACUAAUAUCAGAUGAAACAAUCGAGUCAUACUCCUGGUUAUUAAAAGCUUUUCUAUCAGCACAUAAAAAAAAACCAACCAUGAUUUUGACAGAUAUGGAUCCAGCUUUAACUUCUUCUAUAUCAAAGGAGCUUCAAGGAUGUACACACAGAUUAUGUAUGUGGCACAUAAUGUCAAAAAUGCCUUCAAAGAAUGAACCCAAUGUAGUUUCAAAUUCAGAUUUCAAGAAACGCAUAAAUCAACUAGUUUGGAGUAUGAAUAUUGAACCAUCAGAAUUUGAGUGUCAGUGGGAUAUGAUGUUGGAUGAAUUUGAUCUGAGGGAAAAUAAAUGGUUAGAUGAUAUGUUCAGCAAGAGAGACAAGUGGAUUCCUUCAUACUUUAGAGAUAUACCUAUGUGUGGCCUUAUGAAAACUACAUCUCGGUCUGAAAGUUCAAAUUCAUUUUUCAAUGUUUUCGCCAGUGCAACAAACUUACUUGUAAACUUUAUGUUCAAUUUUGACACUGCACUUUCAAAGCAACGUCAUGAGCAAAAAAAAUUUGAUAUUGCAUCAAGAGAUACUUCUCCCCAACUUUUAUUUGCUCCUGAUCCUUUGAAGAUUGAAAAACAUGCUUCAUUAGUCUACACACGAGAAGCAUUCCUUAAAGUCCAGAAACAGAUUAAAAAGGCAUUUUAUCAGUGUUUUCAAAAGACUUCUAUCAUAGUUAAUGGCUUUCAAGAAUGCACAAUCGUUUACAAGGAAAUUAAGUCAGGCAAAAGACCCGAAUUUAAGGUAUCUUUCAAUGCACAUGAGCAAACAAUUGAUUGUGCAUGUUUGCAUUUCCAAUUUUUUGGAAUACUAUGUAGUCAUGCUUUUAGAGUUCUAAUAGAUUAUGACAUAUUCGAGAUACCCCAGAAAUACAUUUUGGAUCGAUGGAAAAAGAACAUAGUGGAUAUUGCUUUUCAAAAGGUAAACCAAAGAUGGCAAGUGUGCAAUACAGAUAUUUCUAAUCUCCUGCAAGAUGCUUUUUCAUAUUAUGAGAAAUGCAUUGAUACGGUUGUUCAUGACAAGGAAAAAUUACAAGAAUUGGUGAAUGCUCUUCAAGAAUUAAGUGUAAAUUGUGGAAAGGAUGUUGCAUCUAAACCAAGUUCAAAUCCAAUAAAAGAAGUUGUUGAAAAUGUCAUUGGACUUCAUAUUGCAGAUGAUAUUAAAAUCAAAGUACCUAGUGGGAUAAAAACAAAAGGAAGUGCAAAGAGAAAUAGAAUCAAAAGUGCCGCAGAAAAAGCAAUAGCUAAAUCUCUUCGAGCAAAACGUAUAUGCAACGGAUGCAAGCAAUUAGUCAACCAUGAUAGAAGAAACUGUCCGAUAAAUCCUUCCAAAGUCCUUAAGCCUUUCAAAAAACAACAAUAA